AUGCCACUGGUGAAGAGGGGCAUCAGGCCGCAGCACAUGUGUCGGGGGGCGCUGCCCGAGAGAGUGGCCAGUGAACUGGAGUGUGUAACCAACAACACGCUGUCCGCCAUCAUCCGCCAGCUCAGCAGCCUCAGUAAGCAUGCGGAGGACGUGUUUGGUGAGCUGUUCGAUGAAGCAAACACUUUCCACGUGCGUGCGAACUCGCUGCAGGACCGAAUCGACCGGCUCGCCGUUAAAGUCACCCGGCUGGACUCCAGCGUAGAGGAAGUCUCCCUGCAGGACAUUAACAUGCGAAAGGCCUUCAGGAGCGUCACGGUGCAGGACCAGCAGAUCGUGUCCCGAUCCAGCAUCUCCAAUCCUGUAGCUGAGAUGUACGAGAGCUGUGAGAGACCACCACCGCUCAGCAUGCUCUCUAACUACAGAGAAGAUCAGGUGGAUGGAAUGAAGUUCUACACAGAUCCGUCCUAUUUCUUCGACCUGUGGAAGGAGAAGAUGCUUCAGGACACAGAAGACAAGAAGAAAGAGAAGAGACGCCAGAGGGAGCAGAAGAGUUUCGAGGACGGGACGUUACAGCGUGAGAUCAAAAAAGUACGUAAAGCUCGUAAUCGCCGUCAGGAGUGGAACAUGAUGGCGUUCGAUAAAGAGCUACGUCCUGAUCACCAGUAUACUCACAGUGUCCCGUGGGGGGCGCUGUCUGAGGGCGCCCUGUCCCCAAAUGCCAGAACAGACGAACCAAACCUUCCAGGCCACGCCCGUUUUGCGCCCAAUCACACCUCGUCCGAUCGUAACGAAGGGGUGGAGCACGAGUACCAGAGCAUCGGCGAACCAGCUGGUGUGGCUGAUGCUUUCGGUGUUCCUAUCGACUACAGAUUCAACCCGCCACCUCCGCCGCACCCACCCACCGAGGGCGGGGUUAACGGGGACAUCACACUCCCACCAGUGGAUUAUGGUCUGCCGGAGUUUUAUCCCAGUUCAUGUUCUCCUCCAGCUCCCACCUUCAUCCCGUCAUCUCAGACGGCUUUUGCUACCCCGUUAUCUGCUCCGGCUCCUCCCCUUUCCCACCCUGGACCAAUCAGCUCCAUCGUGUCUUAUCCACUUCCACCUGUGCCCUCACCUGGUCCAGCUCUAACUCCGCCCCCUCCCGGACCUCCACCCCCUCCCAUUCCUCCCGCCGUGUCUCAUCUUUCGGGAGCGGGAGAGGGGCGGGGCGGGGAGUCUCCGCCCAUGGCUGAGGGGCGCAGUGACCUGCUGUCUGCAAUACGUAUGGGUAUCCAGCUGAAGAAGGUUCAGGAGCAGCAGGAGCAGAGGGCGAACAGGGAGCACUCCAAUAACGACGUGGCCUCCAUCCUGUCCAGACGCAUCGCCGUAGAGUACAGCGACUCGGAGGACGAAUCGGAACUGGAGGAGAACGAGUGGUCCGACUGA
Messenger RNA from Trichomycterus rosablanca, 1425 nucleotides. It is a transcript of the gene wasf3a, whose product is annotated as WASP family member 3a. The transcript is spliced from 8 exons. Gene Ontology annotation, molecular function: Arp2/3 complex binding; protein kinase A regulatory subunit binding; actin binding. The coding region runs from base 1 to 1425 and encodes 474 amino acids. Gene Ontology annotation, biological process: actin cytoskeleton organization; positive regulation of Arp2/3 complex-mediated actin nucleation. Gene Ontology annotation, cellular component: SCAR complex; cytoskeleton; lamellipodium. NCBI's taxonomy places the organism in Eukaryota, Metazoa, Chordata, Actinopteri, Siluriformes, Trichomycteridae. The record is from RefSeq and is a predicted model, not a curated record.